AAAAAAAAAAAAAAAAAAAAAAAAUAGACAGGUGAUAAAUGACAAAUGAACCAGAAAAAAGGAAGAAGCAUCAACGACAAUCCGAUCGCAGAAGCAAUCCCGCUCAAAAAGCAACAACUCACGCACAGGCCAGGCCGUCCGUCUGACUUGUCUGCCACUCUCUCGCUUCAGCUGCCCCCUUUUCUCCCUCCACCACCACCACCUCCUCCCUUCCAAUACAGCCGCAGCUCCGCAAAAAACAAAACAAAAAGGAUGAUCCAGGAAUUGAACCUGGUACUGUUGGAUUCGCGGGGAAUUGAACCCCGGACCACUCCCAUGUAGGACUUCAACAAUGUGAUAGUGCUAAGGGAGUAUCAUACCACUAGACCACAAACCCUGAGCCAUUACUGGCUGCUGAUGGGAAAAAGUUUGGCAAGUGUGA
This is a messenger RNA of Aplosporella prunicola CBS 121167, 421 nucleotides long. RefSeq lists its product as uncharacterized. The transcript has a single exon. The coding region runs from base 46 to 321 and encodes 91 amino acids. The record is from RefSeq and is a predicted model, not a curated record. NCBI's taxonomy places the organism in Eukaryota, Fungi, Ascomycota, Dothideomycetes, Botryosphaeriales, Aplosporellaceae.